AAAUAAUAAGGUAGUAAAGACUAAAAGAAACAAUAUAAGCCUCGUUUAUCGCAUUCGGAUUAAGUACGCUAAAACCAAAUGUUGUAGGUACUGGUUUAACAUGGAAUACGUUUGAUUGAAACUUUCCCAAGUUGUAGAUCUGUAGAUCACCAUCCAGAAAAAUAAUUAAAAGAAUUGUGAGUACAGAGACGCAUGUAAAUGCGCAUACAUUCAUAUAUGUAUGUCUUCAAAAACAAACGCCUAUACAGACGUGUGUUUAUAUAUGUAUAUACAUAUUUUUCACAGACGGAUUUGUAUGUAUAUAUAUGUAUAUAAAUUAUUUGCUAGUUAUUUUUCAGGUAAUCUAGAAGAGGGAAGGGAUAGCAGAUGUUAAGAUAGAUAGAUAGAUAGAUAGAUAGAGAGAGAGAGAGAGAGAGAGUUAGGUAGAAAGAUAGAUACAGAGAGAGAGAGUGGCUAGGUAGAAAAAGCCAUCCGAAGAGCGAGAGAGAAGGGGAGCGGAGAACGAGAAAGAAAGAGCAUGGUCCACCUCAGUAGAAAAACACCGGUCUAGAAGAAAACGUCACUGAACACAUGGCUGAUGACGUCAUAGAAGAAAGUACAGCCAUUGCAUGGAGUGUUGCCAACGUGAAGAUUCUUUUUUUCGCUGGAAUAUCUCGGUCAAUAUUGACUUAAGAUUGAGCUGAAGCCGCACACGAGGAUUUCCGUUGAUUCUCUAACCUCUGGCCUUUAUGGAAUUAAUAUAGAAGAACCACUAAGAUACAAAGUGAUAAUAAUAAUUGUUACUGGGGUUCUGUCACGUGAUUGAGACAACUAUUUUAGCUGAAUGGUUUGUAGUAAUUUUAGCAGUAGUUGCGGUAAAUGCUGAUAAUUACCCAUCCUUGAUUGCAUGCUAUGAAUGGCUGGACAUGGAAGCUUCUUACUGAUAUCCAUAUUUACAGUUUCAUCUUUGUCAUCAUUGUAAAAAGGAAAGACAAAUUGUAUUUCACAAGAAGUGAACUGGAAAAGCAGACACGAUACGUGGAAAUUCACGCCGCUGUCGUGGGAUAUCCCGACUGGCAAGGUGAAGUUGGGAGGGGGAGGGAGGUGGCCGCCAGUUCCUGAAUAUAAGCGACGUUGCAUCUCCUCUCCACAUUACGCCGCUAAACUCUAAUCAGCAAUGAAUAGCAUGAAAGCCGUGAUUGUGUGUUGCCUCGCGGUAGCCGUCUCCGCCGGUGUAGACCGAAAUAGAGGUGGACGAGGAUCCAACAGAUUCCUUCCUGGGGGGUUGGCUGGCGUCCACGGAGGCGGUGUGUUUGGCGGCGGUUUCCAUGGUGGAAUCCACGGUGGUAGUGGUAUUAUCGGCGGUGGAAUCUCCAAUGGCCCAAGUGAAUGCAGAUAUUGGUGCAAGACUCUGGAGGGUCAGGCCUACUGCUGUGAGACGGUGCAUGAACCAGAGACACCCGUUGGUACCAAGCCAUUGGAUUGCCCACAAGUCCGUCCCACAUGCCCACGUUUCCAUGGGCCCCCCUCAACCUGUUCCAACGACUACAAGUGUGCUGGCCUCGAUAAGUGUUGCUUCGACAGGUGUUUGGGAGAACACGUGUGCAAGCCUCCCUCAUUUUUCAAUAAUCAUCUCCCUUUUUAAAGAUAGUUACAUCUAAUAAAAAGUCAGUACUUUUCCGGUUGAUAACGGAAGGCAAGAGAUCUGUGAUAUUUAUGAUAUAAUAAUAAAACCUUAUAUGUU
Molecule: messenger RNA, 1723 nt
Organism: Penaeus chinensis
Lineage: Eukaryota; Metazoa; Arthropoda; Malacostraca; Decapoda; Penaeidae
Exons: 2
Coding region: 1157-1624 (155 amino acids)
Cellular component (GO): extracellular region
Molecular function (GO): peptidase inhibitor activity
Source: RefSeq, a predicted model, not a curated record